GGUGCAACUCGAUAGCGCGGAUGCGUGAAGCGCAAAUUGAUGUGCAAAUAUGCCAUCACGCUCCACGUUACGUGAAGCCCUGGGAAGGGGGGGCGCUGAUAUGCCAAUAAAGUGCCCAGGUGUGCAAGGGGCGGGGCCUUCUGCAUCUCCCCUGCUAUUAAGCUCGGCCCAGGUACUGAACACCUGUAUUCCUCUUGCCGAGCCAGCGCUGCAGCCCGCGCACCAUGAGCACCAGCUACCCUCGCCCGGGGAGCCUGAGCUUUAGCAGCCGCUCCCACGGCUCGCUCUCCAACCGGGGCUCUUUGUACCGGGCCAGCCCGGGGAGCUUCCAGCCGGGGCUCUUCCGACUAGGAUCUACCUCCAGCGCCUUCCCCGGCUCUCCCCUGUCCGCCUCGCCCGCUUUCCUUCUCUCCUCGCUGCCCACUUUGGAGAUCGACCCUAAACUGCACCAGAUCCGGACGGAGGAGAAGGAGCAGAUCAAAGGGCUCAACAAUCAGUUCGCCUCCUUCAUCGACAAGGUGCGAAAGUUAGAGCAACAGAACAAAGUGCUGGAGACACAGCUGAGGCUCCUGAAGGGCAAAGACCAGUACAAAUCCAAUGUGGGGCGCAUCAUGACGGCCCACAGCCAGCCCCUCAAGCAGCAAAUUGAUGCACUGAAACAGGACAAGGUGAAGCUGCAGAAUGAGCUGGACCACAUGCAGGCCUACCUGGAUGAACUGAAAAGCAGGUAUGAAGAUGAAAUCAACCGGCGUAACCAACUUGAAAAUGAAUUUGUGCUUACCAAGAAGGACCUAGAUGACAUCUAUGUGCAGAAAGUGGUUGUUGAGUCGAAGCUAGAGAGCACCUCCAAUGAAAUGAAAUACCUCAGCCAGCUCUUUGAAGAGGAGACCCGGGAGUUGCAACCUCAGAUCCAAAAUGCAAUGGUCACUGUGGAGAUGGACAAUAACCGGGAGUUGGAGAUGAAGCAUAUAAUUGAUGAGGUGAAGGAGCAGUACCAGGCCAUGGCUGCCAAAAGCCGUGAUGAGACAGAACAGUGGUACAAGAACAAGUGUGAUGACAUAGCAAGACAGACCCAGAAGAACCUUGAGGAUCUGAAGAGAGCCAGAGGGCAGAUUGCUGAGCUGACACGCUACGCCCAGCGUCUUAAUGGGGAAAUUGAGGCCCUGAAGAACCAGCGAGCCAACUUGGAGAGUGCCGUGGCGCAGGCUGAAGAGCAAGGGGAGCAGGCUGUGCAGAGUGCCAAGGGUGCCAUCCAAGACCUGGAGGAGGCUCUGAGGCGGGCCAAGCACGACAUGGCUGGCAAGGUGCGAGAAUACCAAGAGCUGAUGAAUGUCAAGCUGGCCCUUGACAUAGAAAUUGCCACCUAUCAGAAACUGCUGGAAGGAGAAGAGAACCGGAUGGGUGGCCAGGCUCCAAGUCAGCAGUUCAGUGCUAUAGACAAACUAGAUUUCUAAAUCCAUCCAUUGCUUAUGCAGCUGGGCUCCUGACACAGGGGAUGGCGCUGCCUGCCCACAACAUGGCACCUGGGGGGACUUCCUUGACCAACAACAACUCACUGAAGAGGCCCUUGCUCAUCA
This is a messenger RNA of Podarcis raffonei (Aeolian wall lizard), 1577 nucleotides long. Its product is annotated as keratin, type II cytoskeletal 8-like. Gene Ontology annotation, biological process: intermediate filament organization; keratinization. The record is from RefSeq and is a predicted model, not a curated record. The transcript has 9 exons. Lineage: Eukaryota; Metazoa; Chordata; Lepidosauria; Squamata; Lacertidae. The coding region runs from base 225 to 1454 and encodes 409 amino acids. Gene Ontology annotation, molecular function: structural constituent of skin epidermis. Gene Ontology annotation, cellular component: keratin filament.